Messenger RNA from Aspergillus pseudoviridinutans, 873 nucleotides. Its product is annotated as 2EXR domain-containing protein. Bases 1 to 873 code for a protein of 290 amino acids. Lineage: Eukaryota; Fungi; Ascomycota; Eurotiomycetes; Eurotiales; Aspergillaceae. The record is from RefSeq and is a predicted model, not a curated record. The transcript has a single exon.
AUGUCAACGAACUCGGCCGCAACGGCAAAGGCAACGACACAACCCACGUUUCCUCACUUCACCCGCCUCCCCCCGGAACUGCGCAUUCUAAUCUGGCACGCAGCCCUCCCCGAAAAAGACAGCCCAGCCCUAAUCUUCUUCAAGAAAGGCUGUUGGCUCGAGCGACGCCUCUCCGAAACCGAACAGGGAUACGACCCCACCGAUCCAUCCCACCCACACUUCUACUUUAGUCCUGAGCUACUAGACCAAGUGGAAGUCAAUGUCCCACUGUUCUUCGUCAACCGCGAAGCGCGCAGUAUCGCUCUAGCCUGGUGUCGGGAGCAAGGUAUCUCAGUCCGCUUCUCCGGCAACCAACAAUCUCCAAUCUUUGCGCGCCCGUUCAACUCACAGCACGACGUGCUGUACGUCCCGCUCGAGCAAUGGGACGAGUUCCUCGUCGAGCCGUAUGAUCAGAUGUUUAGGCUCGACCACUGUUUCAGCUCAUACGCACUGGAGGUGGGUGGCAUAGCUGUGCCCGAGGCGCAGGUCUAUAGCAACCCCUCGGUACUGCAUGAUCUGUUCAAUUGGCCCUAUUGGCCGGCAGUGCUGUAUGUCGUCGUUGACCCACCGCUGGAUCUGCGGUUGGAGUACGCAGAGCUAAAUAUCCAGCGGCGGUGGGACAUUCAGACCCGGCCGGGUCGGUCAUUGUUCUAUACUUGGAAAGACGGCCGUGGUAGCUUUGAGGACGGCGUCAGUGAGCAUUCUGCUCAUGAAGUCUUGUACGAGCGGAUCAAGGAGGCUAGUAAAGGGCUGGGUGAAGGGAUUACAUUGCACAAUGUCCGUAGCUUUGAGGUACGGCCUGUCUGUGCCGUUCGAAAACAGGGAAGUACAUAG